Molecule: messenger RNA, 909 nt
Organism: Girardinichthys multiradiatus
Lineage: Eukaryota; Metazoa; Chordata; Actinopteri; Cyprinodontiformes; Goodeidae
Product: Cyclin-dependent kinases regulatory subunit 2-like
Exons: 3
Coding region: 139-369 (76 amino acids)
Biological process (GO): regulation of mitotic cell cycle
Cellular component (GO): SCF ubiquitin ligase complex; cyclin-dependent protein kinase holoenzyme complex
Molecular function (GO): protein kinase binding; cyclin-dependent protein serine/threonine kinase activator activity; histone binding
Source: RefSeq, a predicted model, not a curated record
UUGGUCCCGUGACCUUAGGCGUCCAAUCAGAGCCUCGUUGCAAUUGACGUGCAAUUCACUAAAACGUAAACCGGACUGUUAAUCUGUAACGACCAUCUGACUUCAAACUUUCCUGUUUAUCAACCUUUAAGCGGAGAUAUGUCUCGAAGCCAGAUUUAUUACUCGGACAGGUACAAUGACGACCAGUACGAGUACAGACAUGUUGUUCUACCUCUGGAAAUGGCUAAGUACGUCCCAAGAUCCCACUUGAUGUCUGAAGAUGAGUGGAGACAGCUGGGAGUGCAGCAGUCCCAAGGUUGGAUCCACUACAUGAUCCAUGAACCGGAGCCUCAUAUCCUACUGUUUAGAAGACCUCUGCCAAACCACUGACCCAGUCCGACCGUCCCUCUUUGGGAAGAUGUGAUUGAUGGUUACCUUUUGCUGCAUAAGCAGAUUUUACUUGUUGAAGAAUUUCUCCAUGGGAAUUUUCUCAUCUUUCAUUGACUCGUAUUUAGCAACAAUUCCUUCAUUCAGCCAGGAGGAAAAAAGAGCUGACUUGUGAUGUUAGUCAAGGAGCAAGUUGGAUGUGACUUCAUGAAAUAAUGCAAUGGGACAACUGAAAACCAACAUGGCCAGUAGAAAUGUUGUUUUGUAAAUAUUCUAGUUUCAAUAAGUUUGCUGAUGUGACACUUCUCACGUUUCUCAUUGUUCUUUGCUUACAGCGUUUUUCCCCUUUUUGUUGCAUUUUCUUUACGUGGACACAAGAGGGUGCUAUAACAUGGUUUAAAAUGAAUAUGGAAAACAUGGCAAUAUUACUGUCAACUUAUACAGAGAUAUGGUGUGGGAAUACUAUGUUUAUUUUUCGUAGUUGCAUUUGUCCUCAAAACAUUUCUUAUGUGGAAAACAACAAUAAAGCCUCACCAUAAAGUA